Orycteropus afer afer is the source of this 1164-nucleotide messenger RNA. It is a transcript of the gene SLC2A11, whose product is annotated as solute carrier family 2 member 11. Gene Ontology annotation, molecular function: hexose transmembrane transporter activity. Gene Ontology annotation, cellular component: membrane. Bases 1 to 1164 code for a protein of 387 amino acids. Gene Ontology annotation, biological process: monosaccharide transmembrane transport. The transcript has 9 exons. The record is from RefSeq and is a predicted model, not a curated record. Lineage: Eukaryota; Metazoa; Chordata; Mammalia; Tubulidentata; Orycteropodidae.
AUGGAGGAUGACCUGGAGCCUCCCACAGGACUACGGGCGCAGGUUCAGGGCAGGGUCCUGCUGCUGACCAUCUGUGCAGCCGGCAUUGGAGGGACUUUUCAGUUUGGCUACAACCUCUCCAUCAUCAACGCCCCGACCUUGCACAUUCAGGACUUCACCAAUGCCACCUGGCAGGCGCGGACUGGCAAGCCACUGCCCGACCACGGGGUUCUGCUAGUGUGGUCGCUCAUCGUGUCUCUGUUCUCCCUGGGGGGCCUCUGUGGGGCCCUACUUGCAGGACCCCUGGCCGUCAUGCUGGGAAGAGGGGCUGGAGGACGCGGGGGUCAGCAGCCGUGGCCUCUGUCCUCUCUGUGCUUAGCCCUGCGGCGGCUGCGGGGCAGCGGGGACGUGGUGGCCGAGCUGCAGGAGCUGGCGGCUGAGCGAGCCGCCUGCCGGGGCCAGCGGGCGCGGCGCCCAUGGGAGCUGUUCCGGGACCCUGGACUGCGGAGGCAGGUGGCCAGCCUGGUGGUGCUGGGCAGUGCCAUGGAGCUGUGUGGCAAUGACUCGGUGUACGCCUACGCCUCCUCGGUGUUCCGGCAGGCCGGCGUGCCUGAGGACAGGGUCCAGUACGCCAUCGUCGGGACUGGGAGCUGCGAGCUGUUGGCGGCUGUUGUCAGCUGUGUGGUGAUCGAGAGAGUGGGCCGGCGGGUGCUGCUGACGGGGGGCUACUGCCUCAUGGCCUGCUGGGGGGGCAUCUUCACAGUGGCCCUGUGCCUGCAGACCUCCUGCCCCUGGGCGCCGUACCUGGCCAUGUCCUGCAUCUUUGCCUUCAUCCUCAGCUUUGGCAUCGGCCCCGCUGGAGUGACGGGGAUCCUGGCCACUGAGCUGUUUGACCAGACUGCCCGGCCUGCUGCCUACGUGGUCUGCGGGGCGCUCCUGUGGUCUACGCUCUUCCUGGUGGGGCUGGGCUUCCCCUUUGUCAUGGAGGGCCUGUCCUGCUUCCUCUAUGUCCCCUUCGUCCUCAUCUGCGUCUGUGGGGCCACCUACACGGCCUUCUUCCUUCCUGAGACCAAAGGCAAGACCUUCCUGCAGAUCUCUGAGGAACUGGACAGACUCAACUUCCCCGGCCGGACCCACGGGCCUGGGUGGAGGGACCCAGAGGUCAUUCAGUCCACAGAGCUGUAA